This is a messenger RNA of Saccostrea echinata, 1767 nucleotides long. RefSeq lists its product as uncharacterized. The record is from RefSeq and is a predicted model, not a curated record. The transcript is spliced from 2 exons. NCBI's taxonomy places the organism in Eukaryota, Metazoa, Mollusca, Bivalvia, Ostreida, Ostreidae. Bases 118 to 1488 code for a protein of 456 amino acids.
CAGGUUUUUACGCACUCUUCUUAUGGUUUGUAUCAUAUCUGCCAAAGUGAAGGAGAUCGAUAAUAUGUGGGCCAUUUUAGCGUACUGCAGCAGACUGGAAAAGAUAAUUAUUUAACCAUGGCAAAUGGAGAAAGUCAUAGGAAAUAUCCUCUUAUGAGAAGUGCUUCAUUUGAUCCCUCUGACUUACAAAGACCCCCGUCUAUUCAUUCUAUUCGUAGCCACAAGCUUUUACAAUCAUUGUCCCUCCCCGGUACUGAUCCAGCGAGCACAAUCACCGAGGAGGAUAAUAUUAGCUUUGAAUCAAAUCAAGACAAAUAUACAGCGGGCAGAUCAGACUGUUCACAAGAUAAUUUUAUCACUAUUUCGAAAGAUCCAGAGAAAGAUUUCAAAGAGAGUCCAGCUGAGCCAUUCCUCCGAAACAACGAGAGCAAACUUCUGAAUGAGGACCAAGAAUCGGAUGCAUCUGAAGAAGCAUCAGACGACAUAUCUGAAGAAGGAGGGUGUAUAGAAUGUGUUAAAGCAAUCCCAGUAUUUCUGGCCAAUGAAAUAGAAAAGGGUGACCAUAUCGUUUUUGCUGGGGCAUUGUAUGACCAUCAUGGAAUUGUUGUUGAGAAGUUUAAAGAAAACGAAAGAAAAUUUGGGAUAGUAGAAGCGACAAACACUAUAUCGAAGGCGGCUGCAGGAAUUGUAUUCGGAGGAAAAGCAAAAAUUGUUAAUACAAUAAAAGUUUUCAAUUUUGAAACCGACAACAUCCGCAUUGUAGAAUAUCGAAAUCCCAAAUUUUCCAAACCAGAAAUUGUUAGUCGUGCUAUGAAGUUUUUGAGUACAGCAUCCAAGGCCAAGAAGUUUAAGUACCAUCUGUUUGCAAAUAAUUGUGAGCAUUUCGCUACCUACUGCGUCACCGGAAAAAGAUUCAGUGUUCAAGUUCGGAAAGUUAGGAUGAUAGCAAAGAUGUUCUUUUCUAGUGGUUUUCGGGGGAUCAGUGAUGAAAAACUCCGAAAUGAAAAAGAAUUUGAAUGUCAAAUUAUAUGUCAACAAUGCUUUGAAGUCAAUAAAAAGCUUCUUAGUGCCAGUGUUACUCCUAUAAAGCAAAGCGAUGACGUCAAUUUUGGUGACAUCAUCAGAUACAGUUACUGGAACCUCUGGCAUGACGCAGUUGUUCUCAAAAUUUCCAAGAAAGAGAAGAAAUAUCUUAUUUGUGAAAUUGCUCAUUAUUGUUUUCAUGGCCCCUUUUCUCAUAGAGAAAUUAUUAGAGAAGAAUUAAAAGUUAGCUUUAAUGGCGAGUUCAGUGUUGUACACUAUGAUCCACCACUGUAUGAUGUAUAUGACCCCGACACCGUAGUCGAACGAGCAAAGGAUAGAAUUGGAGAGAAACUCUUUGUGCACUUUUCCAACGAUUCUAGUCACUUUGCUCGCUGGUGUAAGCUCAAGCUAACCAAAUCAUCAGAGGCUGACGUCCCAACAUUUUACUGUGACCGAGAUGUUUAAGUCAGAAAAAAAAAACAUGCUUGAAAAUGAUCUUGAUCAUAUGUGUAAUUUACUCAGAAGAACAGUAAAUUGCAGACGCAUCUAUGACAUGAAAAUAGUUUCGAAUUUUAAAUCAUAUUAUGACAACAUUCAUACGAAAUUGUGCAAGAUGACUCAGUAGUUUAUUAUCUACUUGUGUUCUCAUAUUACUACAUUUUGUAAAAUUGUGAAUGUUUAUUAUACGACUUAUCUACAGUUCUUUCUAUUUUUCAAAUGUACAUGUAACUUCAGUAUGAAGAU